GUUGCUGAGAAAAGCAGCUCAUCAUCAUCUCAGAGGGACUGCAGACGCACACACAUACAGACACACAAGCGUAGCUCCAGAACAAUCAAUGCAGAAAUAAAACCACACAAACGCGCUUUAAUUCCCUGACAUCUCGUGCAGGGUGAUUGGGUUUUAUUCGGUAAGCUCGUGCAGGUGCUGAUCGUCGGAAUCAUGGGGAACCGCGGGAUGGAGGAUUUGAUUCCUCUCGUGAACCGAAUGCAGGACGCGUUUUCCGCCAUCGGUCAGAAUUCGGAUCUGGAUCUGCCGCAGAUCGCGGUGGUGGGCGGACAGAGCGCCGGUAAAAGCUCCGUUUUGGAGAACUUCGUGGGAAAGGACUUCCUCCCGCGAGGUUCAGGUAUCGUCACCCGUCGUCCUCUGAUUCUACAACUCGUCCAGAGUCCCACAGAAUAUGCAGAGUUCCUUCACUGCAAAGGGAAGAAGUUCACAGAUUUCGAUGAGGUUCGUCAGGAGAUCGAGGCGGAGACGGAUCGCAUCACGGGGCAGAAUAAAGGCAUCUCACCUGUACCGAUCAACCUGCGGGUGUACUCUCCACACGUGCUGAAUCUGACACUGGUUGAUCUACCAGGGAUGACCAAAGUACCGGUGGGAGAUCAGCCGGCGGAUAUCGAGCAUCAGAUCCGAGAUAUGCUCAUGCAGUUUGUAACUAAAGAUAACUGUCUGCUGCUGGCCGUGUCACCCGCUAACUCCGAUCUCGCCAACUCUGAUGCCCUGAAGAUUGCCAAAGAAGUCGACCCGCAGGGUUUGCGUACUAUUGGUGUGAUCACUAAGCUCGAUCUUAUGGACGAAGGCACAGAUGCUCGCGACAUCCUGGAAAACAAGUUGCUACCACUUCGGAGAGGUUACAUUGGUGUGGUGAACCGCAGUCAGAAAGACAUCGAUGGAAGAAAGGAUAUAAACGCUGCCAUGGCCGCAGAGCGGAAGUUUUUCCUGUCUCAUCCCAGUUACAGACACCUGGCUGAUCGAAUGGGAACGCCGUACCUGCAGAAAGUCCUGAAUCAGCAAUUGACCAAUCACAUCCGUGAUACACUGCCUGGGCUGCGAGCUAAACUGCAGAGCCAGCUGCUGUCUAUCGAGAAGGAAGUGGAGGAGUACAAGAACUUCCGUCCGGAUGAUCCGUCUCGGAAGACCAAAGCCCUGCUCCAGAUGGUUCAGCAGUUCUCUGUGGACUUUGAAAAGCGUAUCGAGGGUUCUGGAGAUCAGAUAGACACAUAUGAGCUGUCUGGAGGAGCCAGGAUCAAUCGCAUCUUCCACGAGCGUUUCCCCUUCGAGCUGGUGAAGAUGGAGUUUAAUGAGAAGGAGCUGCGUAAGGAGAUCAGUUACGCCAUCAAGAACAUUCAUGGCAUCAGGACGGGCCUCUUCACACCGGACAUGGCCUUUGAAACCAUUGUGAAAAGGCAGAUCUCCAAGAUUAAAGAGCCUUGCCAGAAAUGUGUGGACAUGGUCAUAAGUGAGCUAGUCAAUACUGUUAGGCAGUGUACCAAGAAGCUGGCCCAGUAUCCCAUGCUGAGGGAGGAGAUGGAGAGGAUCGUCACACAACACAUCCGGGAUCGGGAGAGCCGAACUAAAGAUCAGGUGUUGCUGUUGAUCGACAUUGAGUUGGCGUACAUGAACACUAACCAUGAAGACUUCAUCGGAUUUGCCAAUGCUCAGCAGAGAAGUAGUCAGAUUAAGAAGAAGGCAGCUGGUAAUCAGGAUGAGAUCAUGGUGAUCAGGAAGGGUUGGCUGACCAUUAACAACAUUGGCAUCAUGAAGGGUGGGGCUAAGGAGUAUUGGUUUGUCCUGACAGCUGAAUCUCUGUCCUGGUACAAGGAUGACGAGGAGAAAGAGAAGAAGUACAUGCUGCAGGUGGACAAUCUGAAGUUCAGAGAUGUGGAGAAAGGUUUCAUGUCCAGCAAACACAUUUUUGCCUUGUUCAACACUGAGCAGAGGAACGUGUACAAGGACUACAGACAGUUGGAGUUAGCCGUUGAGAGUCAGGAGGAGGUGGACGGAUGGAAAGCUUCAUUCCUGCGAGCUGGUGUCUACCCUGAACGUGUGAUGGAGAAAGAUAAGAGCGAUGCCGGUGACGAGAACGGUUCAGAUGGUUUCAUGCACUCCAUAGAUCCACAGCUGGAGAGGCAGGUGGAGACCAUCCGUAACCUGGUGGACUCCUACAUGGGCAUCGUCAACAAAACCGUACGAGACCUGAUACCCAAGACCCUCAUGCACCUCAUGAUAAACAAUACUAAAGAGUUCAUCAAUGCCGAGCUUUUGGCUCAGUUGUAUUCGUGUGGAGAUCAAAACACGCUCAUGGAGGAAUCGGCAGAACAGGCCCAGCGUCGAGAUGAAAUGUUGCGAAUGUAUUUCGCUCUUAAAGAAGCGCUGAACAUCAUCGGAGACAUCAGCACCACCACUGUCACCACAGCUCUGCCUCCACCCGUGGAUGACUCGUGGCUUCAGGUGCAGCGCACCGGCUCUGGAGGACGCUCUCCAGCCACAAGUCCGACUCCUCAGAGACGAGCUCCUCCUCCAGGUCCUCCUGGACGUCCAGGUUCUCGUGGUUCGGCCCCGGGUCCUCCAGCCGCAGGUGGGCCGCCCGUUCCGUCUCGUCCAGACCCCUUCGGUGGGGCUCCUCCUCAGGUCCCGUCCCGGCCUAACCGUGCCCCCCCGAGCGUGCCAAGUCGACGACCCCCGGCCUCACCUACUCGACCCAACAGACCCACAGACUCCUCCCUCUUUGACUAUUAGCUCCUCCCACACGUGACAGACAACAAGGACAGACACACCCAUCCAACCAGAACUCCUCCCCUUCCUGCUGUCUUAAAUAAGCUAAUGCAUACAGUACCCAAUACAGCUAUACAGUUCACAAUCAGCUGAAUAACACAAUGUCAAAACAUAACAACCGUGUGUCAUAAAUUACCCUAAUAUUUAUUUCAAGUUUUCCUAGUGUUUGCAUUAUAUAAAGUAAAGUUAUGAGAAAUGACACAAGCCACGAGAGGAUGUGGAUUACAGUAAUUUUACAACGAAUAGACUUAAAACCACUUAAAAUUACUGCAAAGCAAAUAAUCUCAUGGCAUGUUGUCAUUUACUCACAGCUCAACAUCUGUAAGCAAGCAUGCCGACCUCAGAAACGUCUAUUUGUCAUUGAUUUAAAUAUUGCAUAUUGGUGUAAUGAUACAUUUAAAAUAAACGAAUAUGCUUGAACUGA
Molecule: messenger RNA, 3229 nt
Organism: Misgurnus anguillicaudatus (oriental weatherfish)
Lineage: Eukaryota; Metazoa; Chordata; Actinopteri; Cypriniformes; Cobitidae
Source: RefSeq, a predicted model, not a curated record